Molecule: messenger RNA, 2979 nt
Organism: Drosophila novamexicana
Lineage: Eukaryota; Metazoa; Arthropoda; Insecta; Diptera; Drosophilidae
Gene: cutlet
Product: chromosome transmission fidelity protein 18 homolog
Exons: 12
Coding region: 1-2979 (992 amino acids)
Molecular function (GO): ATP hydrolysis activity; ATP binding
Source: RefSeq, a predicted model, not a curated record
AUGGAUCAAUAUCCUGAUGAGAAUGAAGAGUUCGAGCUGCAGUACCAGGAUGAAAUGGAAUUGCUCGAGGAUAUACCGCACGAGUACGACGCCGUCAAUGAUGGACCCAGUACAUCGCAUCAGGCUGCAGCUGCACUGGGGCAACAACAACAAAAGACAGGAGCAAAUGCACCCACUACUGCUGCUGCAAUCAAGGAUGUAUCACGCUUAAGCAAUUCCACUCUGAGCUCCCCGCAGCUGUCUCAGAUUUCCUUCGGUGCCACUCAAACUGAUGCCGGCGGUGGCGGACAUGUGAAUCGACGUCUCUUUGGCACGCCCAGAGGCCCGACAGUAGGGCGCGGCUGCUCUACGCCCCUGCAGCGCAUGCCGGCCAUAGAGGAGGUAGCAAAUGCCACUGUAGACAUCGAAACACCGCUGCCGAACGCCGCCGCAGAACAGCUACAGGAAUUGGGGCUGCGCGGCACCAACAAGCGCCGACUUGAACGCGAUCUCUUUGGCGACAUUGACGAUCUAUAUUACGAAAGCUAUGAGGAUCCCAUGGUAAAGAAGGCGCGCACCGAGGAGCAACGCGAUAACGAAGCCAUUGAACGCAUACUGGAGCUAAGGCGCAAGCUGCGGGAAACUAGCAAAACUGUGCGCCAUGAUGAUGUAUCACGUCUGCGAGCCCUGCACGACUUCAAAAUGAAGAACCUGUCAUAUGAUAUUCCCUCCUGGCCAUUCCUGGCACUGCAACGCAGCGAUUUGGAACGCCUCUAUGUACGUUUUCACUCGGAGGACUAUGAGCGACGGCAGCUAGAGCUACUCAGCGCACGAGGCGAUCUAAUAGGCAGUCUACUGGGCGAGGCCAAGCAGCAGGUGUGGCAGGAAGCCAACGAGCUGGUGUUACGACGCUUGGCACCUGCCACGCAGCCCAUCAACGCCGCGCCAGCUCCAUCUAGUCCUGAUAUGGGACGCCUUUGGGUGGACAAGUACAAGCCGCGGAAAUAUAUUGAUUUGCUCUCGGAUGAGAUGACCAAUCGCAGUCUGCUCUACUGGCUUAAAAUGUGGGACAAGGUGGUCUUUGGCAAGGUCUUUCACAGCAAGCAGGAACAGCAGACAGCCAACACUGGAGCAUCGGGCGCACAGCAGUUAAAUAGCUUCAACAAACGCACUGGCAAAUUUGAAUCGAAUGGCGGCUGGCGACAGCGCAAGGCGCGUCAAGCGUUGAACACUAAUGUGGAUGAACUGGGCAGGCCCAUGCAAAAGGUGGCGCUGCUCUGCGGUCCACCUGGUCUGGGCAAGACGACGCUGGCGCAUACAAUUGCCCGUCAUGCAGGGUACAAUGUACGCGAGAUCAAUGCCUCGGAUGAUCGCAGUCCAGAUGCCUUUAAGCUGGCACUGGAGAAUGGCACACAGAUGUCAUCGGUGCUCAAUCAGGAUAAAAGACCUAAUUGCAUUGUGCUGGAUGAGAUUGAUGGCGCACCGCGCCAGUCCAUCGAGUAUCUGGUCAAAUUUGUUAGCGAUGGCAUAUUUAGUAAGGUCAAAGCCAAGGGCGCCAAGGCGGAGCACAAUGUGCUGCGUCGUCCCAUCAUCUGCAUCUGCAAUGACAUUUACGAUCCCGCGCUGCGACCCUUGCGCCAAAUUGCGUUUGUGGUCAACUUUCCGCCCAUCGAUUCAGCGCGUCUGGCCGAGCGGCUGGUGCAAAUUGCCAAAAAAGAGCACUUGAAAACGGACUUUGGCUCGCUUAUUGCAUUGGCUGAUAAAUCGGGCAACGAUGUGCGCAGCUGCAUCUCAUCUAUGCAGUUCUUCAACGUACAAAAGCACAGUCUUACGCUGCAGGAUGUGCUUAACAAUAAUCUGGGUCAAAAGGAUCGCCAUCAGGGUCUGUUUGAUGUGUGGGGUGCUGUGUUUAGGAUACAACGUCCAAAGAAACAGCUACAGCAAAGCAGCUCGAACAAUGCCGAGGAGCCCGUCCAGGUGACCAUGACGAAUAUGUCUGUGGCGACGCGAGUGCGCAAUGUGCUCGACGUGGUACAUUCCAGCGGAGACUACGAGCGGCUCACUCAAGGCGUCUAUGAAAACUAUUUGCAGCAAAAGAUGCCGGAUCCGAAUUUUACGGGCAUCUGUGAGGCUCUUCAAUGGUUCUGCUUCUCGGAUACGCUGCAGCAUCAAAUCUCACGGCAGCAGAACUAUAGCAUCUAUCCAUAUUUGCAGUACGGCUUUGUGGUCUGGCAUUUGCUCUUUGCCACACUGGCCUGGCCGAAAAUUGCAUUUCCCACGCGUGGCUUUGAGUUCAAUCAGAAGUGCACGAACCAGCGCAACAUCUUUCUGGCGCUGCGCAAAGGUGUCACCACAUCGGCGCAGGGCGUGGGUCAGGGCAACACUCUGCUACUGGACACGGUCCCGCUGCUGAAGCGGAUUCUGUCGCCACAGUUGCGUUCGGUGGCUGUGCAACUGCUAUCGCAAAAAGAGCAAUACGAUCUGCGGCACACAAUUCAAGUAAUGGUUGAUCUUGGCUUGACCUUUGUGCAAGUCAAAUCGGCGGAGGGUCAUUAUGUCUUUCAAACCGAACCGGACUUGGAUACGCUCUGUGCAUUUCCAGGAUUUACCGGUCUCACGCUGCCCUAUUUCAGUCGCCAGCUGAUUGCACGCGAGGUCGAUCUGGAGCGCAUACGUCGCGCCGCGCCCAAAGGUGACCAGGCGGAUGCAACAAGAAGCGCGGCAGCUGCUCCAGUGGCUGCUACAAAGCAGAAGCCAGUUGCUGCACGUCUGCCGAAUCAUUUGCAAACAUUGAAGCCAAAACAAAUAACCGACUUCAAUGCGCCCAAACAGCAGCUUACCAAAGACUUUUUUGGACGAGUUACCCAUAAAACAUCAGCAGCGUCUGUGACGGAGGAGGUCAAAACAGAUGCGAUUGUUAAGAGCCCAAUAUGGUAUCGCUAUAAGGAGGGCUUCAACAAUGCUGUGCGCAAGGAUGUUCAUCUAAACGAGCUGCUUUAA